Molecule: messenger RNA, 309 nt
Organism: Trypanosoma rangeli
Lineage: Eukaryota; Euglenozoa; Kinetoplastea; Trypanosomatida; Trypanosomatidae
Exons: 1
Coding region: 1-309 (102 amino acids)
Source: RefSeq, a predicted model, not a curated record
AUGGUCUUUGCGUUGGGGCCUGGGCGAGGGGCCUUGGGCGUGCCGCAACGCAUUUGCCCUGCCAAAGUGCUCGGCAGCCGCGCUGCAGCAAAACCCUUAGCGGGCCACACGUUUUCAGUUUGGUUCCGUAGCGCUUUCAAUUUCAUAGAGGUAAACUACAACAUUGUUUGUGUUCGGCGUUUCGGCGAAGCGUUUUCGCCCAAGGCAGCCCUCUGUUGCGCACAGUCGGGAGCGGACCGCGCCCUCAUUCUUUGUAUAUUUUCUGACUACUUUCAAUGCUCUAUCCAAACAACGCCCUCCCUCUCUUAG